This is a messenger RNA of Plasmodium gonderi, 834 nucleotides long. RefSeq names its product variable surface protein. The transcript is spliced from 3 exons. The record is from RefSeq and is a predicted model, not a curated record. Bases 1 to 834 code for a protein of 277 amino acids. Lineage: Eukaryota; Apicomplexa; Aconoidasida; Haemosporida; Plasmodiidae.
AUGGGGAAAUCUAUUUAUGAUGUUUUAAAAAAAUUUCCUGAAUGUAAAGAAAAGAUGGAUACACAUAUAAAGCAAAUCAGUCAAGGACAAGGAGACUGGGCACAGACAAUAUGUAAUAAAGAUACAAAUGAAUUUUUAAAAAAAGUUUUAAUAGUUCACAAUAAUAAACAAGUAAGCAGCUGUCUCGCAGCCAUGAAUUACUUAGCCGCCGUUUAUCAGAGAAAUGAUGAAAGUUUAAAUGAUGCCGGUUGUGAAUAUCUUUAUUAUUGGAUUUAUAAUAUACUGCCUAAAAAUGAUGGCACUGAUAUAAAUGUCGAUGUUAAAAAUGUUUAUGAUGCAUUACUUCAUAUAUAUACUAAGUUUUUAAGAGAUAAUCAAAUUUCUGAUGUAAGAAUAUGCAAAGGUCUUGAGGAUCCGGUUAUAGAUAUAUAUAAUCCAGAAAUCAAAGAUAUAUAUGAUAUGUACAAAAAAAUAUUUAAAAAGGAAUAUAAUCAAAGUGACAUUUUUAAAGAUGUGGUAGAUAUGAUAAAUAAUCACAAUACAGUAAUAGGAACUCUAAAUGGUGAAAUUAGUACAUCAAGAAUAACAACUCCUUGCCCAAGAAACAUUGCAGCUCCUAUUAUGAUUACAUUUGUAGUAACAGUAAUAGUAUCAAUUUUUAUAUUUGUUCUACUUAAGUUCUCAGAAUGUGGUUUAUGGAUUCGGCGUGCUAUAGUAUGGAAAAGAAAUCAUUGGGAUAACAUAAGUGAAGAAAGAAAUAUAUAUCAAGGUCCUGAAAUAUCUAAUAGCUUUUUAAGAGAUAGUAGAUAUAAUGUAUUGUACAAUUAUCCAUAA